Molecule: messenger RNA, 480 nt
Organism: Parnassius apollo (apollo)
Lineage: Eukaryota; Metazoa; Arthropoda; Insecta; Lepidoptera; Papilionidae
Source: the annotation of a GenBank genome assembly
AUGUGGCAGAAGGGAGCUAUUUUAUUCGUUUUUUUCAUUUACGUCGCAAGUUCUACUGGUGAUGUUCAAAAUGGUCUUCUGCAGAGGUUAAAACGUUCCCCACAUAACUGCGACUACUAUCCUCCGCCACCACCACCACCACCACCACUACCACCACCGCCUCCACCACCACCGCCACCAUUUUGGCAACCAUAUUGGAUUCCACCACCGCCACAUAACAAAUUAUACUUGGAAAAUUUUAAUCAACAACAAGCGCACAACGAAAGGAACUCCGAAGGUCAGACAGCGUUAGAUUCUCACUCUGCGGACUCUUCCACACAUGAACAAAACCAGUACGGCGGUUGGGGUAAUGACGGACAAAAUGGUUUACGACCUUGCGAGAAAUGUCCACAUCGGAACACCGCCGUCAGCAAUGCUAAGAGUGAUACGGGAUCGGCAGUCGCUAUCGCAAUCUCCAAAGGCAAUAAUGGAACGCAAUGA